AUGGGAUUAGAAAAUAGCGCUCUAGUUAGAAAAUACGUUAAUGUCGGAGAGAAGAGGGCAGGCUCAACCUCAAUGGGGAUUUUUGUGGGUUUGUUUGCUGCCUUUGGUGGUAUCCUUUUUGGUUACGAUACUGGUACCAUUUCUGGUAUCAUGGCUAUGCCUUACGUGCUUGCUCGUUUCCCAAAGAACAUAGAUGACGGCUUCUCUUCAUCUGAAUCAUCUCUUAUUGUUUCUAUUUUAUCCGUUGGUACAUUUUUUGGUGCUUUAUUGGCUCCAUUCUUGUCUGAUACUCUCGGACGUCGUUGGACCCUCAUCAUUUCUUCUUUAAUUGUCUUCAACCUUGGGAUUAUUUUACAGACAGCAGCUGAUGCAAUUCCAAUGUUAUGUGCUGGAAGAGCCAUUGCUGGAUUUGGUGUUGGUUUGAUUUCUGCUUCCAUCCCAUUAUACCAAUCUGAAUGUGCUCCUAAGUGGAUCAGAGGUGCUAUUGUUUCAUGUUAUCAAUUUGCUAUCACCAUCGGUAUCUUAUUAGCUGCAUGUGUCAACGAAGGAACUAAGGACAGAAAUGACAGUGGAUCUUACAGAAUUCCAAUUGCUGUCCAAUUUCUUUGGGCUCUUAUUCUUGGUGGUGGUUUAUUCUUCUUACCAGAAACCCCAAGAUUCUGGGUUUCCAAAGGUCAAGAAGCAAAGGCUAGGGAUUCUUUAUCAAGAUUGAGAAGAAUCCCAGCAGACCACCCUGAUUUAAUUGAAGAAUAUGAUGAUAUUAAGGCUUCAUUUGACUUCGAAAUGGCACAUGGUACCACCUCUUGGCUCGAUUGUUUCUCCAAGAGAAAUAGACAAGUAUAUAGACUCUUCACCGGUAUUUGGUUGCAAGCCUUCCAACAAUUAACUGGUAUUAAUUUCAUUUUCUACUAUGGUACUCCUUUUUUUCAGUCUGCAGGUAUUAAGAAUCCAUUUACCAUUUCCAUUGCUACCAACAUUGUCAACGUUUUCAUGACUCUUCCUGGUGUCGUCUUAAUUGAAACUGCUGGUAGAAGAAAGGUGUUAAUAUACGGAGCAGUAUGCAUGUGUGUUUCUGAAUUAUUAAUUGCUAUUGUCGGAGUGGCCGUACUGGAGGAAAAUAAAUCAGCUAACAAAGUGUUAGUUGCAUUUACCUGUACGUUUAUUGCUGCGUUUGCAUCUACAUGGGGACCUUGUUGUUGGGCCGUCGUUGGUGAAAUUUUCCCAUUAAGAACAAGAGCCAAGUCUGUCGCUAUGUCUACUGCUUCCAACUGGCUUUGGAACUGGGCCAUUGCAUACGCAACACCUUACUUGGUUAACACUGGACCAGGAAACGCUGGUUUACAAAGAAAGGUUUUCUUUAUCUGGGGUGGAUGUAACUUCCUCUGUAUCCUUUUCGCUUGGGCAUUCGUCAUGGAAACUAAGGGAUUAACUUUAGAACAAGUCGAUGAAUUAUAUGAAACGGUUGCCUCUCCUUGGAAAUCUAGUACAUUUGUUCCAUCUGCACACGCUUUCCAGGACGAAGGCGUUUUGCAUGAAGAUGCUUACAUUAAAGAUACCAAUGAUAAAGCUGAAGUUGAAACUUCGUCUGUUUAG
Molecule: messenger RNA, 1593 nt
Organism: Dujonia railenensis
Lineage: Eukaryota; Fungi; Ascomycota; Pichiomycetes; Serinales; Debaryomycetaceae
Source: the annotation of a GenBank genome assembly